AUGGACGACGAGUCGCUCUCCCAGCUGCCACCGUCCCUGGCCGGAGACUCCGCGGCUCUGAGCCCCAACUCCUCCGAGGAGGAGCCGGGCUGGUGGGCGUCCUCUGACGGCGGGGAGACGGUGCACCUGGCCGUGCGCUGCGUCAUGACCUCGGUGUACAUCGUGAUUAUCACCGUGGGGCUGCUGGGAAACAUCACGCUGGUCAAGAUCUUCAUCACCAACAGCGCCAUGCGCAGCGUGCCCAACAUCUUCAUCUCCAGCCUGGCGGCGGGAGACCUGCUGCUACUCGUCACUUGCGUGCCCGUGGACGCCUUUCGCUACUUCUCCGAGGAGUGGGUGUUCGGCGAGGCGGCGUGCAAGCUCAUCCCCGUCAUCCAGCUCACCUCGGUCGGCGUGUCCGUGUUCACGCUCACGGCGCUCAGCGCGGACAGGUACAAGGCUAUCGUGAACCCAAUGGACAUCCAGACGUCCAGCGCUGUCUUCUGGACGUGUCUGAAGGCUGUCUCCAUCUGGCUGCUGUCCGUCCUGCUGGCUGUCCCCGAGGCCAUUUUCUCUCAGGUCGUCUCCAUGCAGGGUCACAGGGACAUCACUAACGUCACCUUCGUGAACUGCGUACCGUACCCGCUGUCCAAUCAGAUGCAUCCAAAGAUCCACUCUGUGAUGAUCUUCCUGGUGUACUUCCUGAUCCCUCUGACCAUCAUCUCCGUGUAUUAUUACCACAUCGCCCGCACGCUCAUCAGGAGCGCCCAUGACAUGCCGGGGGAAGUCAGCGAGCACACCAAGAGACAGAUGGAGACGAGAAAGCGUCUGGCAAAGAUCGUGUUGGUGUUCGUGGGGCUCUUCGCUCUGUGCUGGUUCCCAAACCACGUGCUCUACAUGUACCGCUCCUUCCACUACCACCAGAUGGACCUGUCGCUGGCUCACCUCGUCAUCACCCUGCUGGCCCGAGUCCUCAGCUUCUCUUCAUCCUGCGUUAACCCCUUCGCCCUCUACCUGCUGAGCGAGAGCUUCCGCAGACACUUCAACAGUCAGCUGCGAUGUGGCAGAGGUCCCCGCCCGGAGCGCCAGGCCAGCUACCUGCACAGCACCUCCCACAUCCGCCUCACCUCCAUUAAGAAGACCACGCCCACCGCCGCCGUCAUCGCUCCGGCAGCCAACGGCAGCUCCAACAGACAGGAAGUGGCUCUGUGA
Messenger RNA from Plectropomus leopardus (leopard coralgrouper), 1191 nucleotides. RefSeq names its product neuromedin B receptor (gene nmbr). Gene Ontology annotation, molecular function: bombesin receptor activity. Lineage: Eukaryota; Metazoa; Chordata; Actinopteri; Perciformes; Serranidae. Gene Ontology annotation, cellular component: plasma membrane. The record is from RefSeq and is a predicted model, not a curated record. Gene Ontology annotation, biological process: bombesin receptor signaling pathway.